UCUUGACCCCACCACACCACUUGGAUCUCUCUCUCUCUAUACAUUCAUCAGUUUUUUCACAGAGUAAACCGAAACUCAGAACCGAAUCAAUCAUGAAGAAUUCUGAGCGAUUCGCUAAUCUCGCUCUCGCAGGUUUGACGGUGGCGCCGCUUGUUGUGAAUGUGAACCCGAACUUGAAUGUUGUUCUUACGGCGUGUCUCACGGUCUACGUGGGUUGUUUUCGUUCGGUGAAGGAUUCUCCUCCAACUGAGACGAUGUCUAAAGAGCAUGCAAUGCGUUUUCCAUUGGUUGGGAGUGCUAUGCUACUCUCGCUUUUCUUGUUGUUUAAGUUUCUCUCGAAGGACUUGGUUAAUGCUGUGCUCACAGCUUACUUCUUUGUUCUUGGGAUCGUCGCUCUUUCGGCGACAUUGUUACCUGCCAUCAGCAGGUUUCUGCCAAAACCAUGGAAUGACAAUCUUAUCGUCUGGCGUUUUCCUUAUUUCAAAUCUUUGGAGGUAGAGUUCACAAAGUCCCAAGUCGUUGCGGGGAUCCCUGGAACCUUCUUCUGCGCGUGGUAUGCUUGGAAAAAACAUUGGUUGGCUAACAACAUCCUUGGCCUUUCCUUCUGCAUUCAGGGAAUUGAGAUGCUCUCUCUUGGAUCAUUCAAGACUGGUGCCAUCCUUUUGGUUGGACUGUUUUUCUAUGAUAUCUUCUGGGUUUUCUUUACUCCGGUUAUGGUUAGUGUUGCCAAAUCCUUUGAUGCACCCAUAAAGCUUUUGUUCCCUACGGGGGAUGCUCUAAGACCCUAUUCUAUGCUUGGGCUUGGUGAUAUUGUCAUUCCGGGUAUCUUUGUUGCACUGGCUCUAAGGUUUGAUGUGUCAAAACGUAGUCAACCAAAAUACUUCACAAGUGCAUUUGUGGGAUACGUUGUUGGAGUUGUCCUCACUAUUGUAGUCAUGAACUGGUUUCAAGCAGCACAGCCUGCUUUGUUAUACAUUGUCCCAGCCGUCAUUGGGUUCUUGGCUUCUCACUGCGCUUGGAACGGUGACAUCAAACCGUUGUUGGCGUUUGAUGAAUCAUCUAAGAGUACUGAGGAAGAAGUUAGUAAGGCUCAUGAAGAAUGAAGAGACAGUGGAGUAAAAAGGGCAGAAGAGCUAUAUUUAUACACAUAGAUGUGUUCUUAUAUGUAUGGAAACAAAGAAGGAAAACAAUUUUUUUUUGUUUCCAGUGAUCAUCAGUCCCUUCAAAAAUAGUUAACCGUUUUUUGUUUUUUUUUUAGAUGUUUUCAAACAACGUUUUCGCAAAGACUUGUGUAAGUUAUUAAGUUACAACAGGUUUCGUUUUUACUUGUGAUAUUAGCCAGGUUUCCUUUUACUUGUUUCUUUGCUCGCCAAUGUACAUUUUGAUUGGAAGCUGUAAAAUCUUCAGGAUGACAAGUCGAUAAAAGGUUACAUACAUUAGAAUGUUGCA
This is a messenger RNA of Eruca vesicaria subsp. sativa (arugula), 1449 nucleotides long. The record is from the annotation of a GenBank genome assembly. Lineage: Eukaryota; Viridiplantae; Streptophyta; Magnoliopsida; Brassicales; Brassicaceae.